AUGAAAGCAGAGAUGGGCAUGUCUUGCGCUGGUAGCGUACUUGACUGCAAAAAAAGUCUUAGGAAGACAUUUUUUUUGCAGCGGCAAUUUGGAUCUCUUGAUGAUGAUCUAUAUGAUAAAAACGAUGAGUCAUACUCUAAAUUUGCAGAGCUAAAUAUUGAAGGAAGACAAUUUGAAUAUGAAGGUUUUUAG
Molecule: messenger RNA, 192 nt
Organism: Clunio marinus
Lineage: Eukaryota; Metazoa; Arthropoda; Insecta; Diptera; Chironomidae
Source: the annotation of a GenBank genome assembly